This is a messenger RNA of Phragmites australis (common reed), 954 nucleotides long. RefSeq lists its product as uncharacterized. Bases 264 to 641 code for a protein of 125 amino acids. The record is from RefSeq and is a predicted model, not a curated record. The transcript has 4 exons. Gene Ontology annotation, molecular function: protein binding. Lineage: Eukaryota; Viridiplantae; Streptophyta; Magnoliopsida; Poales; Poaceae.
GAAAAGGAGAAUAAAAAAGAGAGAAAAAAGAAAGGAAAAAAAAGAAGAGCAGUAGUCGGCCAGUGCUGGCCACCUCUCGCAGCUCCACUGCGCGCACCAUCACGCGGAUACGCCUCCCCUUCCUCCACUUGCAGAUGAGAUCGAGCGGGCUGGGCUGAAAAGAUUCCAUCAUUUCUGAUCCAGGAGCGGUAUUCUCGUGUCCUUUCGGUGGCUUCUUCUUUUGGGGGUGGAGGGCCUCGCCGCCGGUGGGGAGGGAGGCGGAGAUGAGCCGAGGCCGGUCGCCGGAGCCGCUGGAUUUCUUCAUCUGGACUGUGGAGGAUGUGGGGUUAUGGUUGGAAGAAAUAAAUCUCGGAAGCUAUCGCCAGGCAUUUGAAGAAAAUGGUGUAAAUGGAGAGUAUCUAGAAAGCUUGUCAAUGUUCACUACAGAGCAGAUUCUUCGGUUUAUAAGACGGUGUCAUAUGAAAUGGGGAGAUUUUAUCACACUUUGUAAAGAGUUGAGGCGCAUUAAAGUUGCCUGCUUGAAAGGGGAGCAGGAGGUCCGCAGGCCAUGGUGGGCGCCGUCAUGCCUGUCAGUGGUGUUUGUGAGGGUGGCCAAGCGGAACCGGCAGUCCCGAGUCGUCUCCCUGAAGCUGGAAGCCUAACAGGUUCACCGUCAGCCACUUCGCUGCAUGCCCUGCCGCCGUCCUGCGCCGGCGCUGAUGGAAGAACGCGGCGCAAUGUACCAUAUAGUACUAGCUCCCAAUGGUCUGGAAAGCUCGUUUUGCUGUAGAAUCAUCAAGUGUUGUAACCUGUGUGUAUCUCUUGAUUUGUUCCUCCAUAUAUAUAGGGUUGAGGAUUUGAGAUGGUGAUGUGGUGUAGACAAGAACACACAUAUGUUGUGUGCUGUGCAGUUGGUCGUUCCCUGUUCACUGCUGCUUCUAAGCCUACCAGCCUGAAGUAUGUUCUUUUGAUUAA